Molecule: messenger RNA, 1437 nt
Organism: Penicillium salamii
Lineage: Eukaryota; Fungi; Ascomycota; Eurotiomycetes; Eurotiales; Aspergillaceae
Source: the annotation of a GenBank genome assembly
AUGGCCGCUCACGAUGAACCCAACGUUGCUCCCUCUGCUGAAAGUUCUCCAAAAUCGGAGACCACAACACCCACCAUCAGUGUAUACGGAAAUGACCUAGAAAAGGGAGCAGACCCCGAAAAGUCCACAGAAAAACCACCUGCAACUGCCCCAGCACCUACAACACCAGCAAUCGGACCACCACCAGACGGAGGUGCGCAAGCAUGGCUAGUCGUGCUAGGAGCCUUUUCAGGACUAUUCGUCAGUUUCGGCUGGAUCAACUGCAUUGGAGUUUUCCAAGCAUACUAUGAAAGCCACCAGUUGAGCGCAUACUCAACCAGCACAAUAACAUGGAUUACCUCUCUCGAGACCUUUGUGAUGUUCUUCUGCGGUCCAAUCUUUGGCACAAUCUUUGACAGUCACGGCCCCCGCAAGAUCCUCUUGCUAGGCACCUUCCUCCACGUCUUCGGUCUAAUGAUGGCCUCCCUCUCAACGGAGUACUACCAAUUCAUCCUCGCACAAGGAAUUUGUAGUCCCAUCGGCGCAAGCGCCAUCUUCAACGCCUCCGUCAACUCCGUCAGUACCUGGUUUGCCAAGCGCCGUGCCUUCGCUCUCGGCGUUACAGCGGCCGGAUCCAGUCUCGGUGGUGUCAUCUUCCCUAUCAUGGUCACCAAACUCAUUCCCGAAGUCGGUUUCCCCUGGGCAAUGCGCAUCUGCGCAUUCUUGAUCCUCUUCAUGCUGGGUAUUGCGAACGCAACCCUCAAGUCGAGAUUGUCUCAUCAGCCCAAACCGUUCGAUAUUUUGGGCUUUGUCCGGCCGCUGGCUGAGUUGAAGUUUGCGUUGACCCUUGCGGCUGCGUUCUGCUUUUUCUGGGGUAUGUUCUUGCCGUUCACUUUCGUGAUCACCCAGGCGGAACGGUAUGGCAUGUCUGAGAGCUUGGCUGGAUAUCUGAUUCCCAUUUUGAACGCUGCUAGGUAUGUAUCUCUGCCCAGGACUGGGAUUACGUUCUCUUCUGACGCGGCUCUUAGUAUUAUUGGUCGUACCUUACCAGGUUACCUCGCCGACAAAGUCGGCCGUUACAAUACGAUGGUAAUCACGACGUUCUUUUCUGCAAUUCUUGUGCUUGCACUGUGGCUGCCAGCUCGAGGAAACGUCCCAGCCAUCAUCUUCAGUGCCCUGUACGGAUUUGGGUCUGGGGCGUUUGUUUCCCUUGCCCCAGCUUGUGUGGCACAAAUUUCGGAUCUACGACAAGUGGGUGUUCGCAAUGGCACAUUCUUUGCAGUAAUUUCGUUUGCGGCUCUGACGGGUACACCAAUUGGCGGUGCGUUGGUGCCGGAUGUGCUGCAUGGUGAUUACACACACCUACAGAUCUUCUGUGGAGUUGUGAUGAUUACGGGAGCUUUCUUGUUUGUUUUGGCCCGGGGUGUUGUCGGUGGGUUCAAGCUGAACAAGGUAUAA